This is a messenger RNA of Hyposmocoma kahamanoa, 1400 nucleotides long. RefSeq names its product guanine nucleotide-binding protein subunit beta-2 (gene Gbeta76C). The transcript has 9 exons. Gene Ontology annotation, cellular component: cytoplasm; heterotrimeric G-protein complex. Gene Ontology annotation, molecular function: signaling receptor complex adaptor activity; protein binding. The record is from RefSeq and is a predicted model, not a curated record. Lineage: Eukaryota; Metazoa; Arthropoda; Insecta; Lepidoptera; Cosmopterigidae. The coding region runs from base 59 to 1096 and encodes 345 amino acids. Gene Ontology annotation, biological process: G protein-coupled receptor signaling pathway.
GUUGUCUAAAGACGCAUCCACUGCUUGGCUGUACAGCAAAAACAAGUUUGCUAGAAAUAUGCCCAAGGAAGACCCAGAGACCACAACGCUCAAAAAUGAAUUAACGGACUUGAUAGCUCAAGUAAAGGCGGAUCAAGAAAAAGUCGCAGAUGCUAAACUGGCCGAAAAAUGUAGCGACUUGGCUGACGUACCAAAGAUAAGACUUACAACAAAAAAAACUCUGAAAGGUCAUAUCAACAAAGUUAACUCUGUUCACUACAGCGGUGACUCCAGGCACUGUGUGACGGGGUCUCUGGAUGGGAAACUAAUCAUAUGGGAUACGUGGAGCGGAAACAAGGUCCAGGUUAUACCAUUGCGCUCUGCUUGGGUAAUGAGCGUCGCUUUUGCGCCGUCUGGAAAUUUUGUUGCUUGCGGAGGAAUGGACAACAUGUGCACGAUCUACGACUUGAACAAUCGGGAUUCAACGGGUGCGGCUAAGAUGGUGCGCGAGCUGGCUGGUUACGAGGGCUUCCUCAGCAGCUGCCGAUUCCUCGAUGACUCUCACAUUCUCACUGGUUCCGGCGAUAUGAAAAUAUGCAUUUGGAAUUUGGAGGCUGGCAAACGGGAAAAGGAAUUCGACGCACACGCGGGAGAUGUCGUAACCAUUUCGUUGGCACCAGAUAUGAAGACUUAUGUGACAGGCUCAGUCGAUAAGACCUGCAAACUAUGGGACGUAAGGGAGGAAAAAGCUAAACAAACAUUCUUCGGCCAUGAAGCUGACGUCAACAGUGUUUGUUACCACAAUAGUGGGCAGGCUUUCGCGACGGCAUCUGAGGAUAAGACCGCGCGGCUCUUCGACAUUCGCAGCGACCAGCAACUCGGUCACUACACGCCACCAGGCAGCUGUGGCUUUACUAGCUGCGGUUUAUCCCUAAGCGGCAGAUACUUGCUAGCAGGCUCUGACGACAACUCCGUACAUUCUUGGGACACACUGAAAGUUUCCCACACUGGCACUCUAAGUGGACACGACAAUCGAGUGACCUCCAUUUCAUUGGCACCGAACGGCGUUGCCAUGGCCAGCUGCUCCUGGGACCAAAGUGUUAGGGUCUGGGGCUAACAGCCAUUUGGUCCUUGUUGUCAUACCCUGAGGAUUUUUCUCGUUGGCCCCAAGUUUGUUAUUUUAAAUCAUCUCAAUUGUGUAUCGAUAGAGAGUCAAUGGCAGGAUUUUGUACCUUUGGUAUUCUGCUAAAGGUCAAGAGUAGUGACUUGUCAGUGGCUAGCCGUCGAGGACUGAAUAUACGCCAUCGAGUAUAUAACCUGAAAAAGAGACGAAAUGUCAUUUAAUUAGUUUGAAAACUAUUCUGCCAAAUCAUUACGGUGACAACUGCGCUCCGAUUGGCCAGUCCGAAUUCAAAACAAUU